AUGCGUUAUCUCAUAUGGCGAUCGUUCCUAACGACAGUUCGAAAUCCUGUGUUAUUGCGUGUUCGGCUUUUUCAAACAGUCGUUAGUCGUACGUACUGUCACAAAAUGAAGUCUAUCGGUAAGCAAUUGCAGAUAAUAGGUGUUUUAAUAGGUCUCGUUUAUUUGGGAACAUCGGUCCAGCAGUCAACAAUAUUGAACAUUAAUGGGGUUUUGUUCACUCUUGUGUGUAACAUGAACUAUUUGUUCCAGUUUGUUGUAGUCGAGGUUUUCUGCGUGGAAAUGCCCAUUUUCCUCAGAGAGCAUGCGAACGGUCUUUAUCGAACUGAUACUUACUUCAUUGCGAAAAAUUUGGCCGAGGCACCACAGUAUAUUGCGCUGCCUCUUCUAUUCACGUCAAUUCUCUAUUGGAUGGCUGGAUUAGCACCUGUUGUUGGAGCGUUUGCAUUGUGUUGUUUAAUCAAUGUGCUCAUGGCCAAUACGGCAAUUUCUAUUGGUUAUGCGGCGUCGUGCAUAUUUGAGGAUAUCAGCGUUGCAAUUAGCGUUAUGCCAGCAUUUGUUCUGCCCGCAAUGGCUUUUGCCGGUUUCUUCAUCAAUCAGGACACAUUGCCCAUCUAUUUCAUUUACCUCAGAUUUCUUUCCUAUUUCGGGUAUGCUUACGAAUCGUUGGUGAUUAAUGAAUGGAGCCAUGUUGACUAUAUUCCUGGUUGCGCGAACAGAACGACUUGCUUGGAAACGGGUGCCGAUGUGAUCGAGUCGUUGAGUUUCAAUGCGGACAAUCUAUACCCGGACAUUCUUGCCCUUUUGAUAAUGACGAUCAUUAUUCGCGUUAUUGCUUUCAUUGCACUUUAUAUUCGUGCCUCUCGAAGAAAAUGA
This is a messenger RNA of Anisakis simplex (herring worm), 873 nucleotides long. Lineage: Eukaryota; Metazoa; Nematoda; Chromadorea; Rhabditida; Anisakidae. The record is from the annotation of a GenBank genome assembly.